GAGGGGGGGGUGGGGGGCGGUGUUGGGGGCGCCACCAAUGGCAGAGACGUCCAGCGGGAGCCCCCAGCGAAAUAAAAGGGGGGGCACCGAGUGCCGGGAGCCCGGCCCCGGGGGGGGGCAGCACCGAGACCCCGGGCACCGCCGAGGGGAGUGAGUGAGUGAGUGUGUGAGGGGUCGAAGUCUCCGCCGCGGAGAAGGUGAGACAGACGCUGAGAGCCUCUGUUCUAACCCCUGUACACAGCGCGCACACACCGUGAGGGAGAGAGAGAGAGAGAGAGAGGAGGAGAGGUCCCUCGAGCGGUGUGUGUGUGAGAGAGAGAGGGACACAGAUCACCGGAGGGUCCGCGGGCGGUCGGUCGGUCGGCGGUCGGACGAUGCCUCGGGACCUGCACUCCCGCGACUACUACUCCCAGAAGCGCUGCAAGAAGUCCUCGUUCGCCUUCUACCUGGCGGUGCGGGAGCUGCUGCCGGUGUGGCUGCUGGAGGACAUGCGGCGGAUGGAGGUCUUCCACUGGGAGGAGAGCGGGCGGGUGAGCGCCUACUCGGCCUCGGAGGCGCUGCUCUACGCGCUGGUGCACGACCACCGGCCGUACGGGGCCCACCUGCUGACCGCAGACCCGCGCGCCGCCCUGGCCGCCCCCGGGGACAGCUUCGGCUGCUGCCGGGCCUCGGCCCCGCACCUGGCCAUGGCCGUGCGGUACAACCGGGUGGCCAUCCUGCGGGGCAUCCUGCACACCCUGCGGGGCUUCCCCGCCGGCGAGCGCCGCCGCUACCUGAACCGGACCGGCUGCGCCCGGGUGGAGGGCGGGAAGACCCCGGUGCACGUGGCCUGUGAGCUGGGCCGCGCCGAGUGUCUGGCGCUGCUCUUGGCUCACGGCUCCGCGCCCGACAUCGCCGACAGCCACGGCAACACCCCGCUGGACACCCUGCUCUGCCGCCUCAGCCACAGCCCCCCCCACAGCAACAGCCCCCAGGUCUGCCUGGACAACCUGCUGCUCUUCACGCCCGUCCUGCGCUUCAGACUGCAGCCGGUGCUCCGAGCCGAAGUGACCCCCUGGCGGGUUCUGCUGGGGGACAGGACCUUCGACUGGCUGACCGGCCGGACCCCCCCACCGCUGUCGGUCACCGCCAUGCAGACCGCCAUCGGCUGCAUCUCACCCGAGAAGCUCCCGGAGGGGCUGCGGGAGUUGCCGGUGCCUCAGCGGCUUCAGCCUCUGGACACGAGCCUCUGCACCUGAACACUGUCCUCCUGACCGCUCGCUCUCCUGGGGAAAGGCUUUCGAGCUGAGGUUCAGCUCCAGACUGAACUGUGGCAAACUUUUUUAUAUAUAUAUAUAUAAAAAAAACUGAUAUAAUGACAUAGAUAUAUAU
This is a messenger RNA of Callorhinchus milii (elephant shark), 1371 nucleotides long. RefSeq names its product ankyrin repeat domain 9 (gene ankrd9). The coding region runs from base 375 to 1238 and encodes 287 amino acids. The transcript is spliced from 2 exons. Gene Ontology annotation, molecular function: protein binding. NCBI's taxonomy places the organism in Eukaryota, Metazoa, Chordata, Chondrichthyes, Chimaeriformes, Callorhinchidae. The record is from RefSeq and is a predicted model, not a curated record.